Exophiala viscosa is the source of this 1647-nucleotide messenger RNA. RefSeq names its product gluconate 5-dehydrogenase. Bases 278 to 1411 code for a protein of 377 amino acids. The transcript has 6 exons. The record is from RefSeq and is a predicted model, not a curated record. Lineage: Eukaryota; Fungi; Ascomycota; Eurotiomycetes; Chaetothyriales; Herpotrichiellaceae. Gene Ontology annotation, cellular component: intracellular anatomical structure. Gene Ontology annotation, molecular function: oxidoreductase activity, acting on NAD(P)H, oxygen as acceptor.
CAUUAUUCGAUUCAUGGCUAGGACGAUCAACUCCACCAGGCCCUCCCGGUGGUCCCGGUACAACUAAAAGGGGUAUAAUGUUCCUUUUAGGGACGCCAUUGGAGCCGCGUUACGCUCUCGACGCCCAUAUUUUUGUGUUGAGAGAGUCCUUAGGCCCCUCUGUGUCCCUUAUGACGUCGGACGACUCAAAGCUCCAAGUCGCCCUUUACAGUAUUUUUUUGUUGGAGAACAAUUUGUUUGAUUUUAUUGUCAAAACACCAAUAUACAAUCUUUGACAAUGAACUCCGCAACCACCCUCCGUGUCCUACGGCAAGCGACUCGCCAUGCGGCCUUUGCCAAACCUACCACAGGCGUUUCCAGGACCACCUUUCGAACAGUGACCAGUACCUCAUCCCGACUGAUUGAGAACACUCCUCGCCGCAAGAAUGCCUCAGAUCCAUACCACAAAGCCAGUACAGAAGCCACCGGAACUUCGGCCGGUCCUCACGAAGGUUCAGCCUCACGAACAGACAGAGACAUCGUAGUCGAAUACCCAGAUGAUGAGAAAGAUCUACCUAAAGAACGGCCUCUAGUAGGCAGGGGCGGAGUGCAUUCUGUGAGAACACUGCCAACCUUCUCGCUUGAAGGCAGAACCGCAGUUGUGACCGGAGGCGCACGCGGUCUUGGACUUGUGAUGGGGCAGGCCCUCGUCAGCUCUGGUGCCGACUUGGCUAUCGUGGAUUUGAACAAGGAAGAAGGAGAAAGACAAGCAGUCGAGCUGGUCGAAAUGUUCCGCCGCGAGAACCCCGACAACCCAGAAGCGGUCCCGAAGAUCACGGCUCAUUAUGCCGACGUCUCUGAUCCGGCCAGCGUGGACUCUUGCCUGGCAGAAAUCCUUGACAAGCAUGGCAAGAUUGAUCACCUGGUCACUUCGGCUGGCUUCACCGAGAACUUCGCUGCCGAGACGUAUCCUUACGAGCGCAUCAAGAAACUUUGGGGUGUCAAUGUCGACGGAACAUAUCUAUUCUCGACAGGUGUCGCCCGUCACCUGAUGCAGCGCAACGUCACACAUGGCAGCAUUGUCAUGAUUGGCAGCAUGUCCGGGGCUGUUGUGAAUGUGCCUCAGCCCCAGGCGCCGUACAACGCUGCCAAGGCCGCUAUUAGGCAUUUGGCUGCCAGCUUUGCUGUUGAAUGGGCACAUGCUCACAUCAGAGUCAACUGCAUUAGCCCCGGCUACAUGUUGACAGCACUGACUCGAAAGAUUCUCGACGAUAACCCAGAGCUCAACCAAAAGUGGACGUCACUCAUCCCUGUGGGCAAGAUGGGCUCGCCUGAGGAUUUGCAAGGUGCCGUUGUCUACUUGCUCAGUGACGCCAGUCGGUAUGUCACAGGAGCCGACUUGCGAGUUGAUGGAGGAUAUACCUGCACUUAGACGCGUCUUGAUUCGAACAAGACUGUUGACUCGGAUGUUGCGCACAUGUGUUCAUUGAACAAGAUAUAUUGCCCAAUUAGGGAUGUGAUUCUUUGCACGACCUGCAACCUGUCUUGCGAUUGACCCCCGGAUGUGGGAAGAAAUGCAUCUUCCAAGGAUGUGUAUCUCCUCACAAGGCCAUUUCCCAGGACAUGGUGAGUACAUCUGUGAUCAGGCUGUCGUGAAGCAUUCUGAAU